GCCAUGGUAUCUAGAGCUCACAUAAACAAAGCCACAUUGGCCAGACUGGAUAGUCGAAGCUUGUGUCGCUGUUGGUGCGCGGAGUCACUCGGUUUCCCUGCUUGGCAUUGCUUGUACCUACGCUCAUGAUUUGGAGCUUUUACUAAAAUUGAUGAAUACCACCUUCAUGCUUAUCGCAUGGACAGAAAGGCACGAUCCUAAUGUGAAAGAGGGGAAGAACCAGAACAGAGUCGCAUUCUUCUAUCCUGACACCCACACAACAGCUCCUGACAUUACCCAUUUCAAGUGUCACCGGAAAACUGUCACAAGACUUGAGCCAUGCCCUGCGUUCAGGCUCAGUAUGGAUCAUCACCUCAAGGAGCCAGUCCUGCUUCCCAGAGCUACAGCUACCACACCGCAGGAGAAUACAGCUGCGACUUCUUAACACCUGAGUUUGUUAAGUUUAGCAUGGACUUGACCAACACUGAGAUCACAGCUACUACUUCUCUACCAAGUUUCAGUACAUUCAUGGACAACUAUAACACCAGUUACGACGUUAAACCGCCCUGUCUGUAUCAGAUGCCCCACUCCGGAGACCAGUCCUCUAUCAAAGUGGAGGACGUCCAGAUGCACAGUUACCAUCAGCAGAGCCACCUGCCACCUCAGUCGGAGGAAAUGAUGGCUCACUCUGGGCCUAUGUACUUCAAACCCUCCUCGCCUCAUGCCCCAAGUACACCAAACUUCCAGGUUCAGCCUAAUCACAUGUGGGAGGACCCUGGCUCCCUCCACAGUUUCCACCAGAACUAUGUUGCGGCCACGUCUCAUAUGAUGGACCAGCGCAAGAAUCCGGUGUCAAGGCUUUCGCUCUUCUCCUUCAAACAGUCCCCGCCUGGUACUCCUGUUUCCAGCUGUCAGAUGCGGUUCGACGGACCGCUGCACGUCUCCAUGAACCACGACAACCCGGGCGCGCACCGCGGCCCGGACGGCCAAAGUUUUGCGGUGCCCAGCGCUAUACGGAAACAGGCUGGUCUGGCCUUUCCUCACUCCCUGCAGCUCAGCCACGGGCACCAGCUGAUGGACAGCCAAGUGCCAUCGCCCCCGUCCCGAGGAUCUCCGUCAAACGAAGGUCUGUGUGCGGUAUGUGGGGACAACGCAGCCUGCCAGCAUUAUGGAGUGAGAACCUGCGAGGGCUGCAAAGGAUUUUUCAAGCGCACCGUACAGAAAAAUGCAAAAUACGUGUGUUUAGCAAAUAAAAACUGUCCUGUUGACAAACGCCGAAGAAACCGUUGCCAGUUCUGCCGUUUCCAGAAGUGCCUUGUCGUCGGAAUGGUGAGAGAAGUUGUCCGAACGGAUAAUCUGAAAGGUCGAAGAGGACGCCUACCAUCCAAACCCAAAAGUCCCCAGGAGCCCUCCCCUCCCUCGCCGCCGGUCAGCCUCAUAAGCGCACUUGUUAGGGCCCAUGUGGACUCCAAUCCUUCCAUGUCUGCUUUGGACUACUCCAGAUUCCAGGCUAACCCUGACUACCAAAUGACUGGAGACAACACUCAGCAUAUCCAGCAGUUCUAUGAUCUCCUGACGGGCUCCAUGGAGAUCAUCCGGGGCUGGGCGGAGAAGAUCCCUGGCUUUUCUGAUCUACCGAAGCAAGAUCAAGAUCUCCUCUUUGAAUCCGCCUUCCUUGAACUUUUUGUCCUACGGCUGGCAUACAGGUCCAACCCAGUGGAAGGAAAGCUUAUUUUUUGUAAUGGAGUGGUUUUACACAGACUACAGUGCGUCCGUGGAUUUGGAGAGUGGGUAGACGCCAUCGUGGAGUUUUCUUCCAACUUGCAGAGCAUGAAUAUUGACAUCUCAGCCUUCUCAUGCAUCGCAGCUCUGGCCAUGGUAACAGAGCGGCACGGACUCAAGGAACCCAAGAGAGUCGAGGACCUCCAAAACAAGAUCGUCAACUGCCUCAAAGAUCAAGUGACAUUCAAUGGCGGUGGCUUGAAUCGUCCCAACUACUUGUCAAAACUCUUAGGAAAGCUCCCAGAACUGCGCACACUAUGUACCCAAGGUCUGCAGCGUAUCUUUUACCUAAAGCUAGAAGACCUAGUCCCUCCGCCAGCAAUAAUUGACAAACUUUUCCUCGACACCCUACCUUUCUGAGUCUGACUCAAUGGCGAACCUCAAAGAACUUCCAAAAGACUAUUUGUGUCAGACUUGACAGAUUUUUAACGUUGUUAUUUCUGAAUAUUUGCAAGCUCCACAUGCUAACAGAACAACCACAUUAUGAAUAUGAAAUCGUGAAAAAGUAACAGGAGGAAAAAACAGAAAGUCUGAUGGCUGUGCAGGCCUUGAUUUUUUUUUUCUUUUCUCUCUUUUUUUCCCUUUUUCUUCCUUUUUUUUGUACCAAACAACUGAAUUAUCACGGGGAAAUUCUCUCAAGUGGACAAAUUAUCAUCAAAUUUAACUUUGUCUUGCAAUCAUUAACUGUUUAUUUAACAUCGGCUCUACUGAUUCAGCAUACUCAGAUGUAAUAUAUUCCAUUUAUAUAGAAAUAUAUAAACCCACGCACACACACUGUAUAUUAUGAUAGAUUAUGUGAUGCCUCCAAUGCAUCGGUUUAUAACAUGUGUACAAAGUUUGUUAUAAUGAAAAUAUUUAAUUUUUCUUUUCUCUUUUGACUCGUGCCUAUGUGUUUCUGACAGGAUCCCAAAAGUAUCCAGAAAAGACAACGCAUGAUCUAGUUUUCUCCCCCUCCCUCCAUUCCUCCCCCAUCCUUUUCUUUUAUAGGCACUUGCUGAGGUGAUGUCUAUAUAUAAUAUAUACCGGACACUAUGUAGUCUGCUAGAUUUGAUACUGAUUCGUAGUUAUGGCACUCCUUUUAUGUAUGACGCAUAUGUGGAAAAAUAUUUCAUCUGUAUAGAAAAUGAGGGACCCAUGGUGUUUGUAAAACUGUCAGACAUUCCUUGUUUGUAUGUGCUGUAAGUAUUGUUGCUGUUGAAUAUAAACGUUUCUAUAUAUUUAUUAUUUCUAUUGCCAAGAGCUACACUAAGCAUGGUGCAAUUUAAACGAUUUCAAACCAUCCAAGUUUCAUGCUGAGCACGUUGUCUAUGUUUUAUGUCUUAUAAGCGUCUAGGUAGUUAUGAUUUACACGUUUUGGAACUGAAAAUGCCAUCUUAUAUGAAGAGGUCCAUGAGUGUGUGAUAUAGGCCUACAUCUUUGGCAUCACGGUGUACUUACAACUUCUGUAACGCAUUUGGUGCCGAAUUCAAAAACUUUAGAGACAAAGAAAUAUUUAAUGUUUACAAAUAAAACUUUUAAAUCAAUUCUUUGCUAAAUACUUUCUCUGAAAUGUAUUCUUCAAAUUCAGACUUUUCCAAUCCCCGAGAGAGAGAGAGAGAGAGAGAGAGACAGACAGAGAGAGACUCGCAGGCAUUUUCUCAUUCUAACUUAUUCGCGGAAUUCUCAGCAUUGUGAAGUAACGGCGCAAAAACAAACUUCAUAAUGACACCGCAAUAAUAUUAAUUUCUGUUUUCAUCCCAAUUUAAAUAAAUGUGACAAGAGUUUAGUUCAAACGAAAAGAGUAAGUUAUUGCUUUAAAAGAGGAAAUAUUCGUGAUGGCAGGGAAGCUUUAUUUGGGUU
Archocentrus centrarchus (flier cichlid) is the source of this 3600-nucleotide messenger RNA. It is a transcript of the gene nr4a2a, whose product is annotated as nuclear receptor subfamily 4, group A, member 2a. The record is from RefSeq and is a predicted model, not a curated record. Bases 319 to 2121 code for a protein of 600 amino acids. Lineage: Eukaryota; Metazoa; Chordata; Actinopteri; Cichliformes; Cichlidae. The transcript is spliced from 8 exons. Gene Ontology annotation, molecular function: nuclear receptor activity; nuclear glucocorticoid receptor binding; zinc ion binding. Gene Ontology annotation, biological process: central nervous system neuron differentiation; cellular response to corticotropin-releasing hormone stimulus; dopaminergic neuron differentiation. Gene Ontology annotation, cellular component: transcription regulator complex; nucleus.